AUGUCCGCCCCGUCUACCCUCGAAACCCACGGCUGGACAGCCCAACCGCGCGAUAUCUCCGCCUUCCUCGGCGACAAGCAAGACCUCAAAGCGCCAGAACCUCAGACCGUCGCCAGCAUCGCCCUCCCCAGCACCCCGCUCGCGAAAGCCGUGCUCGACUACGCGAAGAAGGAGCUCAGAGAGGAGACAUUCAAUCACAGCAUGCGCGUUUACUACUACGGCAAAGCGAUCCAAACCCACCUCUCCCCCACGCACCCCCUCCCCGUCUCCGACGAGACCUACCUCCUCACCUGCCUCCUCCACGACAUCGGCACCACGGACAAGCACCUCCCGGCGACGCUCAUGUCCUUCGAGUUCUACGGCGGCUACCUGGCGCUCGACCUGCUGAAGAAGGACCUGCGCGCGCCGAUCGAGCAGGCGGAAAGCGUCGCGGAAGCCAUCAUCCGGCAUCAGGAUCUGGGCGCGAGCGGCAAGAUCUCCAGCCUGGGCUUGCUGAUCCAGUUGGCUACGGUCUUCGAUAACAUGGGCGGCAACGCGGAGCUCGUGCACAAGGGCACGAUCGAGGACGUGGUGCGGCAUUAUCCGCGGCGGAAGUGGUCGGGCUGUUUCGCGGCCACGAUCAGGAGGGAGAAUGGGUUGAAGCCGUGGGCGCAUACUACGGCGUUGGGGGAGGAAGCGUUCCCGGCUGGGGUGGAGAACAAUACGCUCAUGGCUCCGUAUGAUGAUUGA
Letharia columbiana is the source of this 729-nucleotide messenger RNA. RefSeq lists its product as uncharacterized. NCBI's taxonomy places the organism in Eukaryota, Fungi, Ascomycota, Lecanoromycetes, Lecanorales, Parmeliaceae. The transcript has 3 exons. The record is from RefSeq and is a predicted model, not a curated record. Bases 1 to 729 code for a protein of 242 amino acids.